GACAGGUUCUCUUUAAACAGUGGGGUGUGGCUUGUACAGGAUAUGACAAACCGGAGAGAGAAAUGGUUGCUAAGGUAACAAGCCACGCUACAGGGCUUCUGUAGUUUCUUUCCUGAGCUCGAAAUGGGGGAGACUGAGAGUGGAGAAAACACCUACAGCAUCCGGCCCAACUUCCAGCACAAAUUUAAAAGUGCGCCAGUAAAGGACUGUAUACGAUCUGUGCUAAAAGAAGAGCUCAGUGACAAGCAGUAUGUGCCAGAAGAGGUCCCACAGCUCACACGAUUUUUGUCUGAGACAAUAAAGGACAGACUUAAAGACAUGGGGUUUGACAGGUAUAAAAUGGUGGUGCAAGUUGUGAUUGGUGAGCAGAGAGGUGAAGGAGUAAAGAUGGCUGCUAGAUGUUUUUGGGAUGCUGACACUGAUAAUUAUGCUGAAGAUGUUUUCAUGAAUGAAUACCUGUUCUGUGUUGUUGCUGCCUUUGGCUGCUUCUACUACUAAUAGAAGUAGAAGAAGAGAACAGCGUUAUUUUUUUUCUAAUUUGUUUUUUUGUUUUUUUUUUAGUGGAAAAAAAAGAUAUGAAAGAGAGAUGAAAGUGUUUUAUGUGAAAAUGUUGGCUUUUUUUCAAAAUAUGUAAAGGUUUUGUACAGUUAUUAUAAUAUAUUGAUGCAUUAAAAUACCUAAUAUGGUUAGAAUUCUGAA
This is a messenger RNA of Xenopus tropicalis (tropical clawed frog), 699 nucleotides long. It is a transcript of the gene dynlt2b, whose product is annotated as dynein light chain Tctex-type 2B. The transcript is spliced from 5 exons. The coding region runs from base 124 to 498 and encodes 124 amino acids. The record is from RefSeq and is a predicted model, not a curated record. Lineage: Eukaryota; Metazoa; Chordata; Amphibia; Anura; Pipidae.